Molecule: messenger RNA, 2101 nt
Organism: Astyanax mexicanus (Mexican tetra)
Lineage: Eukaryota; Metazoa; Chordata; Actinopteri; Characiformes; Acestrorhamphidae
Exons: 9
Coding region: 484-1446 (320 amino acids)
Biological process (GO): angiogenesis; cell adhesion
Molecular function (GO): protein heterodimerization activity; protein homodimerization activity
Source: RefSeq, a predicted model, not a curated record
CAGGUGAGGGAUGGGUUUGUGUAAAGCAGCCUGGGGGCAGAAGGACAGCUGGAUGUGGUGUUCAGGUGAGCAGUGGGUUUGAUUAAAGCAGCCUGGUGGCAGAAGUACAGCUGGGUGUGGUGUUCAGGUGAGCAGUGGGUCUGUGUAAAGCAGCCUGGGGGCAGAAGAACAGCUGGAUGUGGUGUUCAGGUGAGAAGUGGGUUUGUGUAAAGCAGCCUGGUGGCAGAAGAACAGCUGUAUGUAGUGUUUAAAUGAAAAGGGGAUUCAUGAGCAGACUGGGGGCUCAAUAGCUGCUGUAGCUUUGAGGAGAGUAGAGAGUUAGUGAAAGUGAAAGCUCUGUUAGCUGAAGGGGGGAGUUUCUGUGUUUAGUUGCCUGGCGCUGUCUUUCAUUCUCAGAUGACCGGCUCCUCUCUCAGUGUCAGAAUUGGCAGUGCGACAAGGAUAAACGUCUUGCACAACAGACCAUCCUGAAAGAAGAAAAGCAUGGCUGCUCUGCUUGUCCUGCUCACUGCGCUGAUUUUCGUCUCUGUGGGAAAUGCUGAUAACAGGAUCCUUGACCUGAAAUGUGCGCCGGCUUAUGGAGAGGUUGGGAAAACAACAAAAAUCUCCUGCUCUUUCAAAUCUACUUCUGUGGAUCAGGACAUUAAUAUUAAUGCAGUGUCUGUACUGAAGCGGGGCCAAGAAAAUCCAGUGUUUUCAUUUUCGAACAAGAUCGGAACUGAAGACUCUCGAUUUAAACUUCCCUCUGUAAACAAUCCUUCUCUGGAGCUCGUCAACACUACUGUCUCUGAUGAAGGUGAAUAUAAUUACCAGAUUGUAACCAGCCGUGGCAUGGUGACUGACAGAUCAUUCAGGAUCGGCGUCACAGCCAAGUACCAUGAACCAACUACCAUCUCCUGGCCAGAAAAGAUUGAGGAGGGUGGUAGUGUUGAUCUUUAUUGCAAUGCUAGUGGUGGUUAUCCAGCAGGAUCCAUUCAGUGGUUUGACAACACAAACACCGACUGGACGAAGAGUGCCACACUGAAGACCACAGAGGGUGAAGACAAACUGGUGCAGCUGUCCAGCAAACUGACUUUCAAAAAGAUCGACUUGAACUGGGUGCCCUUCAGGUGUGUCGUCCUCAACAGCAAAUUUGUCAAAGAAAGAGAGAGCACCUUCCAUCUAAAGUUUACAGGUGUUGACAAAGGUUCUUCAGUCACUGUUAGUGUUGUUUUGAUGGUCACUGGCAUCAUCGUCGUGGCAGUUCUAAUGGGGCUCCUGUUCCGGAGAAGACGCAUUCAGCAAGGCCGAAGACCUUCAGCUCAACCUAUUCUGAGAGCUUCUGCAGUGCGUACUACUCUAAAUACGGAUGAGGAAGAUGAUGAGAAUGAGGAUGGGAAUGAGGCUAAAGCAGAGGGGCAGAUUGGAGAAUGUUUCAGAAAAGCAACUACUGAACAGGACACAUAAGUGAUUCGACAAGAACUAAUUGGAAGAAGUAAAGACAUUUUCAAAGGGAUAUUCCAGGAUUUGUCUGCAUAAUCAGGUUUUUUUUUGCAGUGUCUGUCAAGGAUGGUGACUUAAUGUGGAUAAUAAUGUGAUUCUUUGAACAACGCAAAAAAAUAUCUUAAAUUUUUUUUUUCAAUGUGCUGAUGCUGAACCUUCUAAUCUUAACUGGGGGGUUCUGUUCAGCUGCUGAGCAUUGGCUGCUUUCGCUUUACCAGCCUGAAGUGACUUAAAUCUGUUUCCAUAUUAGGUUAAGGUGUGACCAUGUGACCUUUACCAGAAUGAUCAGAUGAAAAUUCACAUAAUGAUCAGAUAAUUUGAGUAUUUGUACUCCCUAGGUAGUGCACUAGAUAGGCCAUGAAAAUUGUGGCUUUGAGACCUUUGAACUGUGAAUAAUUAAUGGCUAAAAAUGUGCCAAAUGCACAAAGCUCUGCACCACGCUAGUUAACCUGUAUGAUUGGUCAGUUUGACCAGCUUUACCAAACUAGUCAACCAGACUACUAGCUUGAUAAUCAGCUUGGUCAAGCCAAUCACACUGAUAGACCAGCAAAUUCAUUGUAAAUUUCUCCAAUAUCAAUAAGCUAUGUGCUAAAUGCUUUUUUUUUUUUUUUUUUACUUU